AUGUGGUCACUCGAGACUAGAAUACAGAUUCUGUCAGCUGUACAAGUGGUUCAUGAUACUGUACAACUCAACCUGUUGCACCGCAGAUUAGAUUAUCUGACUGAUUGGCCCUGUUGCUCGCGUGUUGCUCCCGUGUCAGCGGCGGAAACACACGCCUGUUCUCGCUGUCCUCGCUGUCGAUCUGCUUCCAGAUGAAAUCACCGUCGGCGGGCCUCUUGCUCAGCUGCAUCGAGCAAUAUAAAAGGACGGGUGAUGAAGCAAAAGGAUAAAGCAAAGCAUAAUCUGCAACAAUCGAUUCAGAAGCUAAGCUCCAACCACAAAGACGAAAACAACAUCCGACAUGGCAUCCUUCCAAGCCGCAACGCUCUACUUUACUCUCAUUUUGCUGCUGCUGUCCGCAGCCACCGGUGACGACUGCACCCCGCGUCUGAAUUCUCUCACGGCAACCGAACAGCCGGCGUGCAGUGACGGGCGGAAGUCGAUCUUGGUGAACUUGUCCGUGACGAACGGGUGCGUCUUCCGGUCGCAAAAAAUUACGAUGUGCUACACCGAAAACUCGUUCGUGUGCAGGGUGCUAGAGUGCGUAAGGGGGAAGAUCCAAGCAUGCACGGAUGGCGAUGGAUUUGAAGCGUGUGCGCAGACGGUGUUCAGUGAGUGUAGGCGCGGUUUCACGUUUGUGUCAGCCGCUUCGAGCAUAUCGAGCUCGAGGGUGUGCUGUCAGUAUUAAGAAGCGCGUGAAAAGAAGGACGAUAGGGGCCUGAGCGUUGGUGUGUGGAUGAGUGUGGAUAACUGCUUAAAAAUUCAGGGAAUUUAGUGUUGGCUCGCUUGCGAAGUAAACAUGAUGCUUUUGAAUAA
Molecule: messenger RNA, 855 nt
Organism: Chondrus crispus (carragheen)
Lineage: Eukaryota; Rhodophyta; Florideophyceae; Gigartinales; Gigartinaceae
Exons: 2
Coding region: 1-195 (64 amino acids)
Source: RefSeq, a predicted model, not a curated record